Messenger RNA from Pelobates fuscus (common spadefoot toad), 874 nucleotides. RefSeq lists its product as uncharacterized. The transcript has 3 exons. NCBI's taxonomy places the organism in Eukaryota, Metazoa, Chordata, Amphibia, Anura, Pelobatidae. Gene Ontology annotation, cellular component: polymeric cytoskeletal fiber. The coding region runs from base 105 to 794 and encodes 229 amino acids. The record is from RefSeq and is a predicted model, not a curated record.
GGAGUGGAUGGAGGUAUAGAAACCCCCUAACCCAAUAUUUGUUUUACUGAGGUUUUUUUGCAUGCAGUUGCUGUGAAUUCCAUUGCACAGUUUUAGGCAGAAAUAUGUCUUCACGCAUACCAUAUUUCUGUCCCGAUUGCUUCGACGAAGAUGACUGGUCGAACACAGAUAAUAUGGGGAAAGGCAUGCCAGGGAAUUCUAAUAUGGAAUUUGAAGUACACCCCAAAUCUGGACGUUCACAAAAUCUCUAUGAUGACGACAAGGAGUUUACAAAGUCUUCUACCUGGUCAUACAAGGACAGUAGACGUAUGGGGAGAGAAAUGAAAAGGAGACAGAAACGUAUGGACGAUUCUAGUUCUUUUGGAGGUUUUUGCCCAUGUCAGGAGUUUGACACAGACGAUGAUGUGCCAUUGAGCAGCCUGAAGAUGGUGGUUGAUACGUCUCAGUCUACAGAUAAAAUGUUUAUUGCUUUGGUGAAGAUGGUUGGUUUUAGUUCUAAUGAUGUCAAAGUAAAAGUGAAAAAUUGUAAUCUUAUUGUUUCUGCAAACCAUGAGGACAGUUUCGAUGACAACAUAGGAAAGAAAGAAUACAGGUACAAACACAUAUGCCACCAGUUCAAUCUGCCUGCAUCUGUCAAAGAAGAGGACGUGAAACAUUCCCUUGAAAAUGACAAAACUCUAAGAAUUGAAGUUCAUUUGCCUGAGUCCAAAGAUAAUAAACCCUUUGAUAGAGACAACUUCAUCGGUAAGAACAAAAAUGAAGAGAAAUCCAAGAAUAAAGAAACGUAUUGGUGAUGUGUCCUGAACUGUAGCUAACGUGAUACAAGAAAAAGGGAUUGUAGUUAAUGUCGUUUGACCAACAUCACAAUAAAAUA